Molecule: messenger RNA, 654 nt
Organism: Nanorana parkeri
Lineage: Eukaryota; Metazoa; Chordata; Amphibia; Anura; Dicroglossidae
Gene: IMP3
Product: IMP3, U3 small nucleolar ribonucleoprotein
Exons: 2
Coding region: 27-578 (183 amino acids)
Biological process (GO): rRNA processing
Cellular component (GO): small-subunit processome; small ribosomal subunit; Mpp10 complex
Molecular function (GO): snoRNA binding; structural constituent of ribosome; rRNA binding
Source: RefSeq, a predicted model, not a curated record
GGAUGCUGGGAAGCUCUAUAUGAAAAAUGGUGCGCAAACUGAAAUACCAUGAGCAGAAGCUGCUCAAAAAGGUGGACUUUAUCAACUGGGAGGUGGACAACAACCUGCACGAGGUGAAGAUAUUGAGGAAAUACCACCUGGACCGCAGGGAGGACUACACCAUCUACAAUAAGCUGAGCCGUAAUGUGCGGGACCUGGUAAAUAAGAUCAAGGACCUGGAGGAGACGGAUCCGUUCCGGGCCCAGUGCACUUCUAAGCUGCUGGAGAAGCUGUACGCCAUGGGCCUCAUCCCCACCAAGCAGGGCCUACAGCUGUGUGACAUGGUGACCGCCUCGUCUUUCUGCAGGAGGCGUCUGCCCUCCAUCGUGGUGAAGCUCAGGAUGGCCCAGAACCUGAAAACUGCCAUCACCUUCAUAGAGCAGGCCCAUAUCCGUGUGGGACCCGAGGUGGUGACAGAUCCAGCCUACUUGGUCACCAGGAAUAUGGAGGACUUUGUCACCUGGGUGGACUCUUCCAAGAUCAAGAAACAUGUUGCGGAGUACAACGAGGAGAGAGAUGACUUUGAUCUUGCCAUGUAGAGCACAUGCCAGUCAUCGCUAGUGCCCGGGACCUGGCUAUAAUAAUUCAAUAGUACUGUCUUGGAAAAUGACUUUG